ACGAAAUCGGCAUCCGCAGCAUCACAGCUCACUCAGAUCGCAUGCGGUAUUCGAGCAGCUUCUCUCACCAACCUGCGUGAGAGCCGCCCGAGUCGUUGGCGCCCAGAAUGACUUUCUAUAUUCCCAUCUCAGCGCAGGAGGUAGAACGCCGCAAGUUCGAGGAGAGAAUGGGUUACAACCAAGCUGCUCGUUUCAGCAGCGACUUCAACUUGGCACAUACGCGUCAGAGUGGCACGUCACAGCCUUCCGAUGCUGCCUCUCAUCGUGCCCAGCAUACCCAUCACCGCGAGAAGUAUUUCUCGGAUGACGUGGGAGACGGUACCGAAAUACCUGGCGUCGGACGUGGGACGUACCGACCAAACUCUUCGCCUGCUCGGCGAGCAGCAGCGCUCGGAAGCAAUGUUCAGCAUCUGACCCGUUCCAAUGCCAUGACACAGCACUCCACCGAGCGUACCUCAUACCCCCAAAUCUCGCCAGUUGCAGUCUCAAGGCAAACAAUGCAACUAGCGUCAAGCGGCUUACAACGACCCAGCAUGUCCCACUUCGCCUCGCCCUCAAAAGAUUUGCAAGAUCCUGCAUCCCGCAAGGUCGCCACGCGUCGCAAUGGCGAUGUAUUCUCCAGCGGAGCGCAUCAGCGGCAGCAACAGCAUCCACGCGCCUCGGACGGUUCGGACGACUCGGAUUUAGACUCAGAUUGCUCUUCGCAUCACCCGCCCCGCUUCAUUGGAGACAGGGCUGACUCUACAGGCAAUCAUGAAGCACUUAGAGCUACGCCGAUCGAUGAGAGUGUCGACUCGUACGUCGCAUACGACAGGCGAGCGAAGAUCACGGAGGAGAUCAUCGAGAGAUUGGAGAUGAUGCAGGACGUUAGGGAUGCCAAGGGCUCUGAGGAUCCUCUCUCCUCGAGAACAAAGGCGACGCGAAUUUCCGAGUGCAACCACACAAAGAUCUCAAUGUACCACGAUCCCAACUCCCCCUUUGUGGGCACUUCCGCUCCAGCGAAAGCGCAAAUCCAGGCUCUCUUGCGCCCUGGGCCGUCUCCGCGUGUACCUAUCGCUGCCCAUUCGCGGAUCAUCAGGAGUCCCGAGAGUCCCAGCCCGGCGAGUGCCAGUUUGAGCCGUCAGUCUGUGCAGCACAGAGCGGCUGCAGACGUGAGGCCAGAGGCACACGCUGGAAGUGGAUCAGAUGCGGGAGCAGCGCCUAGGAGGAAGGUUAUGCACAGUAUCGGAGCCGCAAUAUCGCCUGCAGGGUCCGCCUUCGGAGUCCUGGCUGCUGGGCUGAAGAAAGAUUUGCGCGGCAUUGAAGACGAAAAUGCUGAACGGUCUUCAUCCUCGGGCAGUGGCUUUGUAGCUGGCAGUCAAGAGUCCAGCGCUGCUACCAAGGUUGACCACCAGCAUCCACUCAAGACAAAGGAGUGGGCAGGCAGCCCUCUUCUCCAAGGCAAGCGCUUGAACCACUUCUAUCUCCCGAGUGGGCAGGACAUGGGUCCUGGCGCGCCCGCUACUGGUCUCUAUCUGCCCGAUGUGACCGGACUGACAUCAGCGCUGAACUCGCCGGACAAGGAGCGCGUGGGCGUGCGGCACGUGCCAGUAGGAGAGAACGUGGGCACGAACGGCCAUAGAGAAGAGCAGCUGCAGCGGCUUGAGACGUAUGUCGAAGGAAUGAAGGCUGAACUAGUCGCAACGCACGACAAAAUCAGGGGGCUCGAAGUGUCACAGGAGAGCUUGGUAGCGAACGUCAUCCGUAUCAAUGAGCAAAUGAGCGGCUUUCAAGAGGAGAUCAGAUACGCGAGCAAGGACUACGAGAGGGCUGAGAAGCAGACCAGGCGCGAGCCUUUGCGCACUUCUCAGUCCUCGCAACAACAGCGGUAUCGCCAAUCUGAUAAUUCUCAUCACGACAGCCGCAUGGCUGAGCCGUCGACAUCUAUGGUCGAGGGCGAUGGUCUGUCCGACCAGAUCCAAGAGCUCACCUUUCAGCUGCAGCAUUCUCAAGCUGAAAUCCAAAGGCUCCGGGAAGAGCAACAGCAUCGCAAGUCAGCCACUUUUGCAUUUGCUUCUGCAGCAAAGUCCAACCACUCUCGAGCAGACGACAGCGAAUUGCAGCAGCAGAUCUUGGAGCUCCGCAGCGACGUGGCAAGGAUCGCCUCGGAGCUCGGCCAGCUGCGGGGAGUCGUCGAAGGUCAUGUUGUGGAAAAUUUAAACAGCAAGCGAAAUGGAAGGCGUAGCACCGUGCUCAGAGGAUACGGGAGCGAAGGCGACGAGCGGGAGGAUGAUGGUGGAGGGCGCAUUGCGUCAGAGCACAGAGCCCGGUUCGAGAACCCUCUUGUCGCCAGCUCGCCCAUCAAGAAGUCUGCAUCGAUGCGCAAAUCGCGCAGUCCUUUUCUUCCACAGCAGAGCCAGAUGCAGCAUCGCUCCCGCGACGAACACAGCGGUCAGCGCGAAUCGACGAACAAUGCAGGUAGUGCACAAGGCUUCUUUCACGCGGGCUCUCAGCAUGAUGCAGACGAGACCGUUCGACCAACUCAAACUCGACUCGUUGACGAGGAGGACAUCUCGAUGGUGGCGCAAGAGCGGGCGGAAGCGACGUUCCGAUCCGUAGCGACGCAGUCAGGCUGUGUCUUCGGCGCCGAUGAUCAUUCGCACGACCCCCGUAAGUGCACAGUGUGUAGCAGGGCCCGAAAGAGCGAGCGACGCAGGCACGCAAAGAGAGAGAAACUGGAAGAGAUUGAGCGCAAGAGAACAGCCAUGGUGCAAGAAGAGGAGGCCUUGUUAGCCUUCAUCGACGCUUCUGUUGCUGAUGGAGGCCCGAAGAAUGCCAAGGCGGCUCUCAUAUUGGAUGGAGGCAAGCUCGAUGUUCUGCAGCGAGUGAUCGAAGAAUUGCUCGACGACUUUUGGCACCAACGCGAGAUUUACUGCAGUCUGGCGGAUGAGCUCAAGCUCCUUGAGCCACACGAGUACCGGUAUAAGAUCACAAGCACGCACGUGCUCGAGGCUGUCGACGCGCUCGAAUACAAGGCUGAGCGCAUCAAUCUGCUGCACAGCCUACUGCCAGGGGGUCCAGCGCUGCCAACCAUGGCAUCUCGCCGCAGCGAGCACGCUGCUGUGGGAGGCAGCUCCAAACAGAGCCAUCAUCACUAUCGUCAGGCUACGUCCGGUGAUACGCCUGUGCUUUCUUCUAGAGAGACCCGAAUCUUUGAGCCGAGCAGGUUUGCCACGGCGGGAAAAAAGAACAAAGGCAAGCACCCCGAGCGCGGACCGGUCACUCUCCGGACAGUGCUCAACAACAGCCCUCCUCAUGUCAACGAGAUGGAAUAAAGUAUUGGCUAUCAUUUCGUCUAUCUCUAAGGGUCUCAGCAUGAAACCCUUGCAUUUGUAGUAUAUAUCAUCUUCACAGACUUGUGAGUUUUCAGCAUUGCUCUGGUGGAUCUGCCUCAUCGAUGUUGCGAUUCCUGUUUACCAAGGUGUGAGCAGCGCUGCUCGCGGUCACAAUCGUAGGUCGGUUCGAUCUCUCUCCAUUCGCCGUACGAGCUGCGAACGAGCCAUUCAAGGUUGAGUUACCAAUGUUAGAUGUUGGCAAAUCCAGAUUGGAAC
This is a messenger RNA of Tilletiaria anomala UBC 951, 3590 nucleotides long. RefSeq lists its product as uncharacterized. The transcript is spliced from 2 exons. The coding region runs from base 108 to 3314 and encodes 1068 amino acids. Lineage: Eukaryota; Fungi; Basidiomycota; Exobasidiomycetes; Georgefischeriales; Tilletiariaceae. The record is from RefSeq and is a predicted model, not a curated record.